Molecule: messenger RNA, 1797 nt
Organism: Caenorhabditis elegans
Lineage: Eukaryota; Metazoa; Nematoda; Chromadorea; Rhabditida; Rhabditidae
Gene: miga-1
Product: MItoGuArdin homolog
Exons: 6
Coding region: 95-1594 (499 amino acids)
Biological process (GO): mitochondrial fusion
Cellular component (GO): mitochondrial outer membrane
Source: RefSeq, marked reviewed
CUACACAAAAAUUUUCCACUCAUUUUUUUCGCUGAUUAAACAUUAAUGAUUAUAUUUUGCUUUUCACAUGACCGUAAUUUAACUAUUCAAUAAAAUGACGUCAUAUCUGAUGCAGAGCCUCCCGGGCGGUAUCAAGAUGAAUGAAAUAAUCACAAAAAGGACAGUGCUGUCGGUAGCUGCCGGAAUCGGAAUAGGCAUAGUGUUUGCGAAUUUUGUGAGAUACUGGCGACAAAAACGAGAAGCAAAAGUUCCGCAAUCCAUAAUUGAAGAAAUAGGAAAAGAUGCAGAUAUUAUCGUUCCAUCUGCCCCAUCACUCCGUAGAAGCCAAAGCGGCCGUGGAAUGCGUCCUCCGUCUUCUCAAGGAGAACGCUCCAGUUUGAGAAAUAGUAUUCGUCAAAAUUCUCAGCGUAGUAUGAAUCCAAUUGAAGCAGACAUCACAAGUGGUCAAGAACUUUGCACAGAACUACGAAAGACUAUAGAAAAAGUCCAUCAUAAUCUAGAAAUGGUUAAAAAUAGGAGUAGCAAAGACAUGGAGAGAUCAAUAAAAAUUGAAGGCAUUCUGAAAGGAUUGAAACAAGUUGAAGAUGAAAUUGUCCUUCUGGUCCCUCAAAUGGAAGACUUCCGAGAUGAUAACAUGGAGUUCUAUUCUGUCAGUGGUGGUUCAGGCUACGCCGGAAGCGUUCGAACAGGAAGAUCACGAACUCUUUCUGUCCUUUCCGAUGAUUCAUUCCGUUCUGCAGUAGAAGAAUUUGCAUGUGACAUUGACGAUAUCGAUUUUGUUAGUGAUGCAGCGAAUUUGGAUAAAAAUGAACUGCGAUUUUUGGAUGAAGGAAUGCAAGCGGCGUUAAAUGGAGAAGUAAAGUAUAGAAAAAGUCGAAUGGAAUUCUGCAAGUGUGACAGUGAAACAGACUUUGCUGCCAAGUUAUACUGUGUUAGGCAAGCUCUCACGAACGCUUUGAAAGACGAGCACAAACGUGUAUGGCUUGCGAAAUGUGGCCGAACUCUCCUCGCUGAUUUUAUUCGUCACACGAAACAGGAUCCUGUGAAGUUCUUUAAUGCCUACGAUGAGAUGCUGGAAUAUGUAUCAAAUGACCGUAAUGAAGAGCAGCUCAGACAAGACGUCGAAGGCCGAGGUGUUUGUGAAACUGGCUUUUAUGAUGUCGCAAUCGAUUUUAUUAUCCUCGAUGCAUUUGAAGACUUAAAAUCACCACCUUCUGCAGUUUAUUCCGUCACCAAGAAUUAUUUUAUGUCGAUGUCCAUGAAGUACUCUACUCUCAACACUAUCAUCUGGUCUAUCAUUAAAUCAAAGCGUCAAAGACUGAAAAAUCCUGAUGGUUUUAUUGCAAAGUUCUACAAUAUAUCGGAAACUGUGAUGCCGGCCAUCACUCUCGGCUUUUUGGGAACUGAUGAACGCCUCGGAGAAUUGUGUCAAUAUUUUAAGGAACAAGUUGUACAGUUCGUACUAGAUGUUUUCAAUACACAGAAGGUUUGCUAUCGAUCGUUAGAGGAGAUGUCAGAAGAUGUUUGGAUUGUGAUGCGUAAUCGAUUAGAAGCAGUUCAGACAAGAAUGAGCAACGAACUACUGCCCGCCUAACACUGAAAAUUCAAUUUACAUAGACAUUCACGGGUUCUUCAUUCCCAUCUCAACACUUUUUUAUAGCUACGUAUUUUCUUUCUUGUGAUUUCUUGCUUUAUUGUUCCCUCACAGUUCGCUUGUUGUUAUUUUUGUUAGAUACUCUGAAGUUAUAGAAUUUCAGCCUAGAUUUACAAUUAGUAUGAAUUUUUAUUGUCAAAAAA